CGCGAUCUCGCGGUGCACGGUGUCGACGCGAACGCGCGCUGUGGAGAACGAGCGAUCGAUCCGUCACCGUCUGAACGCGCCGGGCGAAAUCGCGCGCGAGGGUCAGUCGCGCGUCGGGGGUAGAUCGCGAGCGCGGGGGCGGGUGCAUUAGGCCAUCGCCAAUCCAAACGCCGCGAUGGGGAGCUCGAGCGACAGCGGCUCCGGGUCUUCGAGCUCGUCGUCGUCCUCGUCCGACAGUGAUCGGCGUCGCAAGCCGUCGAAGAAACGCGGGGACGAGAAGCGCGGCGGGGACGGCGACGGAGCGCGGACGAGAGAGGACGACGGCAGGGAUGGCGCGGCGAGAUCUGCAGGUCGCGACAACGACAGCAACAAACGCCGAAGAGGGCGCGACUCGUCGCCGCCGCCGCCGCCGCGCAGGAGGGACGCUCGCGAUGACAUCAAAGGCAAGGGGCGAGAGAGCCAGGACGCGCAGGCGAAGGAGAGAGAGCCGCGGAAGCCGCUCGUCGCGGGGAAGGCGGGAGGGGCGUACAUACCGCCGUUCAAGCUCGCUCAAAUGAUGGCGGAGCAGGCGGACAAGACCGGGCCGGAGUAUCAGAGGAUGACCUGGGACGCGCUCAAGAAGAGCAUCAACGGUCUCGUGAACAAAGUGAACGCGAGCAACGUGAAGAACAUCCUCCCGGAGCUCUUUGCGGAGAACAUGAUCCGAGGACGCGGGUUGUUCGCGAGGAGCGUGAUGAAGUCGCAGAUGGCGUCGCCGCAGUUCUCGCCGAUCUUCGCCGCGCUCGUCGCGGUCGUGAACACGAAAUUCCCCGAGCUCGGCGAGCUCGUUCUGACGCGCGUCAUCUUGCAGUUUCGGAGGGCGUUCAAGCGAAACGACAAGCCCGUGUGCGUCGCCGCGACGCGGUUUCUCGCGCACCUCAUCAAUCAGCAGGUGACGCACGAGCUUCUCGCUCUCGAGCUCCUCACCGUGCUGCUCGCGUCUCCCACGGACGACUCCGUGGAGGUCGCGAUCGAGUUCGUGAAGGAGUGCGGCUAUACCCUUAACGAGCUCACGCCGCAAGGUUUGCACAGUAUCUUUGAACGAUUCCGCGGGAUCCUUCACGAGGGCGAGAUCGACAAACGUGUGCAGUUCAUGAUCGAGGGUUUGUUCGCGGUGAGGAAAGCCGGGUUCGAGGGGAAGCAAGGCGUGCCCCCUGAGCUCGACUUAGUCGAAGAGGAUGACCAGAUCGUGCACGAGCUGUCCUUAGACGACGACCUUAAAGCCGAGGCGACCCUCGACAUCUUCAAAGUGGACCCCGAGUACGAAGAGAGCGAGAGGAAGUACGCGGACAUCAAGAGGGAGAUCUUGGGGGAGUCUUCCUCGGACGAAGAGAGCGGCAGCGACGACGACGACGAUGAUGAGAGCUCGGACGAAGAGGACGAGGGUCCCGCGCAGCAGCAGGCGCAGCAGGAAAUUCAAGAUCAGACGGAGACGAACCUCGUGAACUUGAGGAGGACGAUUUAUUUGACGAUCAUGUCGUCGCUCGACUUCGAGGAAGCCGGUCAUAAGCUCAUGAAGAUCAACAUUCAACCCGGGCAGGAGGUGGAGAUUUGCACUAUGUUAACCGAGUGUUGCUCGCAAGAGAGAACGUUUCUGAGAUACUACGGGCUCCUCGCGCAACGGUUUUGUUUCAUCGAUCAGCAAUACGCUCAGCUCUUCGACGAGGUCUUCAUGAAGCAAUACUCUACGAUUCACAGGCUAGAGACGAGCAAGCUGCGCAACGUGGCUAAGUUCUUCGCGCAUCUUCUGUCCACGGACGCGAUCUCAUGGACGAGCUUGGCGUAUCUUCAACUCACGGAGGAGGCGACGACAUCGUCUUCUCGUAUUUUCAUCAAGAUUUUGUUCCAGGAGCUCUCCGAGUCUUUCGGACUGCGCAAGCUGAACGAGAGGUUGCAAGAUAAAAACAUGGCCGAGUAUUUCCAGGGGAUCAUGCCUAAGGAUACGCCGAAGAACACCAGGUUCGCGAUCAACUUCUUCACCUCCAUCGGCCUCGGUGGCUUGACGGACGACUUGCGCGAACACCUGAAAAACAUGCCGAAGAUGAUCAUGGCUAAAAAGGAAGACAGCGACAGCGAUUCGGAUAGCAGCAGUAGUUCUUCUUCUUCUUCUUCUUCGUCCAGCUCGUCUUCAAGCUCGAGUAGCUCCUCCUCGAGCUCGAGCAGCAGCAGCUCGAGCAGCAGCAGCUCGAGCUCUUCAGACAGUCGAGCGAAGAAGAAGUCGCGCAAGAAGUAA
Micromonas pusilla CCMP1545 is the source of this 2272-nucleotide messenger RNA. Its product is annotated as MIF4G and MA3 domain-containing protein. Gene Ontology annotation, cellular component: catalytic step 2 spliceosome. The transcript has a single exon. Bases 176 to 2272 code for a protein of 698 amino acids. Gene Ontology annotation, biological process: mRNA splicing, via spliceosome. NCBI's taxonomy places the organism in Eukaryota, Viridiplantae, Chlorophyta, Mamiellophyceae, Mamiellales, Mamiellaceae. The record is from RefSeq and is a predicted model, not a curated record. Gene Ontology annotation, molecular function: protein binding; RNA binding.